AUGAAGUGGGAGAUAUGGUCGCAUCCUCUUGAGCAGAGCACUAUAGUUGUUCUCUGGAACCGUCCGUCUGGGCGAUACAUAAUGAGUGUCGGUGACCAAGAAAAGAUUGAAACCAGCCAUGGCGAUGAGAAUGAGGUGAAGUUUCAUUGGUACCUGGAGGGCGCCGAUGUCAAGAACCCCGACAACAGAAUCCCCGUUAAGUAA
Fusarium musae is the source of this 204-nucleotide messenger RNA. RefSeq lists its product as uncharacterized. The coding region runs from base 1 to 204 and encodes 67 amino acids. The record is from RefSeq and is a predicted model, not a curated record. The transcript is spliced from 2 exons. NCBI's taxonomy places the organism in Eukaryota, Fungi, Ascomycota, Sordariomycetes, Hypocreales, Nectriaceae.